Malania oleifera is the source of this 886-nucleotide messenger RNA. Its product is annotated as zinc finger protein 10-like. The record is from RefSeq and is a predicted model, not a curated record. NCBI's taxonomy places the organism in Eukaryota, Viridiplantae, Streptophyta, Magnoliopsida, Santalales, Ximeniaceae.
AUGGCCACUGAUCUCUCCCUUCUCUCCUCAACUCAUCUCCAAGAGUUGGUUCUCUCCCAGCUAAACCAACUGCGGCCAAACCCCGGCUCGGAUAUGUGGAACCCUAAUCUCGCCCAACAGGAGGAUGACGACGACUCAUGGGAGGUGCGAGCCUUCGCAGAAGACAUGGGUGGCAUCAUGGGUACCACUUGGCCGCCGCGGUCUUAUACUUGUACCUUUUGCAGAAGGGAAUUCCGGUCAGCCCAAGCCCUAGGCGGCCACAUGAAUGUGCACCGCAGAGACCGGGCUCGUCUUCACCACCCGCAACCGCCAGGCCUAAACAACGUCUCUCCAUCUUGCUCCUCCUUGGCCGUUCCAACACAAGAAUUAGUCGGUGCCGAUGGUACCGGACUAUGCCUUCUCUACCGUCUGCCUUAUAACCCUAAUUACAGUGUCUUGAUAACGCCAACAAGAAUGGGUGCAUGUGACGAGUCUAUCGAUGCUCGCCCCGCCCUACUCUCCGAGUCGCAGCAAUAUCUGUCGAAUAGCUUGGUGUUGCCUGGUAAUUUUCCGGUAAUGCCUCCUUCCUCAGCCGGUCAGUCCGGGAAAGUUCAACCCUCAGCAUCCAUGGAUGAUGACUGCAGUGAAAAUAAAAAUUACUGCCGGGAGGGUUUGGGCAUUGAAGGGCUUGAUCUUGAGCUUAGGCUAGGAAAGAAAUGAGCUGAUCAGGAAGCUGACAAUCAAGCUGCUGCAACUUAAUUGCUUACGGUUGCUGCUGUUUGAGGAAGAGAUCGGUACCACUAUUUUAUAAAACAAUCUUUCCGUCUGAACUUUUAAUUUCUUUCUUAAUUACCUUUUUCUUUGUAUUUUUUUCUUAAUCGGAUUGAUAGUAAAUUUCAAUAUUGGU